CAUCUUGGUUUCGCCGUGCCAAAUUAAUUCUUGUGUAAAUUAAGUUCGCUAAAUUUAGAUAAAAUUUUCGCAACAUAGAGCGAAGAUGGCGAAGAAGAGCUUGGUAGUGCUGACGGUGGCAACAUUACUAGGCCUAGCGUCGCUCGUCGCGGCGACGCCUGGCACAGCGACCUACUACACCGUCUACACACCCUCGGCGUGCUAUGGGUACCAGGAUGAGGGGACGAUGAUCGCGGCGGCGAGCGAGAGCAUCUGGAACAACGGAGCGGCGUGCGGGCAGAUGUACACCAUCACGUGCACCGGCGCGACCAACCAGGGCGUGCCGCAGCCGUGCACGGGCCAGAGCGUGACGGUGAAGAUCGUCGACUACUGCCCUCCGCCGGGCUGCCAGGCUACCUUCGACCUUUCUGAGCAAGCCUUCGCAAUCAUCGCCAAUACCGCCGCCGGCAAGAUUGACAUCGACUACAAUCUGGUUUGAGAAUCACUAGAGUGAAGAAUAAUGGUGGAGUAUUUCCUCCCUCUAUCCAGGAAAGAAAUAAGCAUUGACUUCUUCCGAUAAUGGUUGUUUAAUAAAACUCUGUGCAGAUCGGAUAGACUGCAAAGAACUAAUGGAAUAAAUAAAGUAUCACUUUCGAUAUUAAUUGUUCUAUUUCUACUUUCGGAUU
Molecule: messenger RNA, 665 nt
Organism: Ananas comosus (pineapple)
Lineage: Eukaryota; Viridiplantae; Streptophyta; Magnoliopsida; Poales; Bromeliaceae
Product: EG45-like domain containing protein
Exons: 3
Coding region: 86-478 (130 amino acids)
Biological process (GO): systemic acquired resistance
Cellular component (GO): cell wall; apoplast
Source: RefSeq, a predicted model, not a curated record